Messenger RNA from Dromaius novaehollandiae (emu), 1598 nucleotides. RefSeq names its product lanosterol synthase-like. Bases 16 to 1470 code for a protein of 484 amino acids. Gene Ontology annotation, molecular function: lanosterol synthase activity. Lineage: Eukaryota; Metazoa; Chordata; Aves; Casuariiformes; Dromaiidae. Gene Ontology annotation, cellular component: lipid droplet. The record is from RefSeq and is a predicted model, not a curated record. The transcript is spliced from 10 exons. Gene Ontology annotation, biological process: cholesterol biosynthetic process; triterpenoid biosynthetic process.
CAGUGGCUGGGAGUGAUGGCGGGGGGUGGGGUGUCCAUCCCUCAGGAUGGCAGAGAGACCCCCCACCCCCACCCCAGCUGCCCCUGCCCCUCUGCUCAGAUGCUGCAUGUGGACACUGCCGUGCUUCUCUCCUGGCUGUUGCCUCCCUCUGCUCCUCAUCCCUGGCUGCCUGUCCUGUCCUGGCUGUGCCUGGCACAGGCCGUGCUGGCUGUCUCCUUUCCUGUCCCCUUGCCAUCCCUGUGCUGCUGUGUCUGUCCCCUCUGCGCCUGCGCAUCAGCUGUGGUGCUGCACACCCCGAAGCUGAGACGCAAGGUGGAGGGAGCUCGCGGGGGCAAUGCAGGAGGGAGGUGCUGCCCCAGAGAGCCGGGGCAGGCUGCCCUCCUGCCACAGGCAGCUGCCUCUCCCUGCCUGCUCUCUCUCUUCCAGGGGACAAAUGGAUCCCAGCUCUGGGAUACUGCCUUUGCCGUUCAAGCCUUUCUGGAGAUGCCGGAGAACCCAGCCGACUACCAGAAAUAUUAUUGCCAUAUGAACAAGGGUGGCUUCCCCUUCAGCACCCGGGACUGCGGCUGGAUCGUGGCUGACUGCACGGCAGAGGGGCUGAAGUCGGUGAUGCUGCUGCAGGAGAAGUGCCCCUUCCUAACCAAGCCCGUCCCCUCUGAGCGCCUCUUUGACGCCAUGAAUGUGUUGCUGAGCAUGAGAAACUCCAAUGGAGGCUUUGGCACCUAUGAAACCAAGCGAGGAGGUCGCUUACUGGAGCUGCUGAACCCCUCGGAGGUGUUUGGUGACAUCAUGAUCGACUACACCUACGUGGAGUGCACGUCGGCCGUCAUGCAGGCGCUCAGACACUUCCACGAGGUCUUCCCUGAGCACAGGGCCCCAGAGAUGAGAGAGACUCUGCAGAAGGGCCUGGACUUCUGUCGGAGGACGCAGCGAGCCGACGGGUCGUGGGAAGGGAGCUGGGGGGUUUGUUUCACCUACGGCACCUGGUUUGGCCUGGAGGCAUUUGCCUGUAUGCAGCACACAUACCGCGAUGGGGCUGCGUGCAGAGAAGUGGCCCGGGCCUGCCAGUUCCUGCUCUCCAAGCAGAUGGCAGAUGGUGGCUGGGGAGAAGACUUUGAGUCGUGCGAGCAGCACGUGUACGUGCAGAGUGCCGCGUCGCAGAUCCACAAUACGUGCUGGGCCCUGCUGGGACUCAUGGCUGUCAGGUACCCUGAUAUUAGUGUGCUGGAAAGGGGCAUCAAAGUGUUGCUCGAUAAACAGCUGCCCAACGGGGACUGGCCUCAGGAGAACAUUGCUGGAGUGUUCAACAAGUUGUGCGCCAUCAGCUACACCUCCUACUGCAACGUCUUCCCCAUCUGGACACUGGGGCGUUUCUCCCGGCUGCAUCCCAACAGCCCUCUCGCUGGGCAGCUGCAGCCCAGACCCUCCUCUGGGGCAGGGAAAGCCCCAGAGGAGGCCUGGUCUGCCUGAGCCUGGGCCAUUGCAGAGACUGUGGCCUCCAAAUCGUCUCUGCUAUCGCCUGCCACGUGGGGGCACAGGACUAUUUCAAGCAAGAUCUCAACGCUGGUCUUACCACAGCCCUGGACCAGUGCAUCUCC